UUCUGAAAAAUGAUGACGUGAAACGAUGAAGUCUUGCUGUGUUGUCACCAUCUGUUUGCACGGGAACAAAGUGCUUGAAAGCAAACAUCAUGAAAUAAACAGACGUGUCAAGUGUCGUGCGCGCAAAACCGCAAGGCUACACUGCGUAAAGGCUCCAGAGCGGAAGAUAUCCUGAUAACGUUUACGAAAUUACAACAGGGGUGAGGAAUAAGGUUAUAAUUUCCUCCCUAAGGAGUUAUUGUCAACUUUCUGUCCGAUUCGUAAAGACUCUUGCGCAAUUCUGAACAUAAGUGCGCAAUAGUGGUGAGUGAGGAUGAACGUGGGCACGGCGCACAGCGAAGUGAACCCGAACACACGCGUGAUGAACAGCAGGGGGAUUUGGCUCUCCUAUGUGUUGGGCAUCGGUCUGCUACACAUCAUAUUGCUCAGCAUACCCUUCGUCAGUGUGCCUGUGGUCUGGACACUCACCAACCUCAUUCACAACAUGUGCAUGUAUAUCUUCCUCCACACGGUUAAAGGAACGCCGUUUGAGACUCCGGACCAAGGCAAGGCCCGGCUUCUGACACACUGGGAACAGAUGGACUAUGGUGUCCAGUUCACUGCCUCCCGAAAGUUUCUCACCAUCACCCCUAUUAUACUGUAUUUCCUGACCAGUUUCUAUACAAAGUAUGACAGGGUCCACUUCGUCAUCAACACCAUUUCCCUGCUCACUGUGCUUAUCCCCAAACUUCCUCAGUUCCACGGGGUCCGUCUUUUCGGGAUUAAUAAGUACUGAUGAGGCUUUGGUCUUCAACACGAGAAGAUGUGUUGACACGCAGGGCACAUCGUGACUGUGGGAAUAAAAAAAGGAGCUUUGUGGCAUGCUCUGCUGCUUUGCGGUCGAAUCGGCUGAAUAAUCUGCAAUGGUAUCAGUGUUUUUUGUUUGUAUAACAUUCAAUAGAGAGAAGCACUUUUGUUGAACCACCAGCAGAAUGCAGGAGAUUUUAGGACUGCGUUGAACCAGUGUUGUGUCAUUUGGACCUGAGUGUUUGCUUUCAGUCACUUUGGCAGAAAUGCUGCAUUGGUGCAAUGAUUCAGAUGGGUUAGAAUCAUCCAGGCUGGUUCAUCAUGUCGUCUUAACUGUUUUGGAUGCCUGAGUCAGCACGUCUCUGCAGUACGUUUGGCACUGGGGGUUUAGGAAGAGAAGAAAGCUACUGCGUUUCUAAAGAAAGUGUACAAUGCUGUUUUUAGCCCAGGUGCAAAAGACUGGCCUCAGUCCCAUAGUUGAACAAUGUCACCCGGUGCUUUUGCAAACUUUUGCAGGGGCCUUGUUUUAAAACUAUUUUUACAUUCACAACAGAGCUAGUUGAAAUUUAUAUAUAGUUAAAAAUAUUUUAAAGAGAUAUAUGCAAAUGCCAAUUGCAGUGUUCUAGGGUCAGAUUUAGAGCACCGACCCUUUAAAGCGCAGAUGGGAAUUUAAAGUUAUGUGGGUGAUUUAUAGACAGUGCAAACAUUAAAUAACACAGCAUUUAAUGAUGCUUUGAAAUAAAUGUUUGGAUAAUGUCAUCUUCUGGCAUUCCACAUUAAUGAACAUGAGUGGAGGAAAUUUUGCCUUCUACUGUGUUUCGUUCUGUUUUCUGCAUUCAUCCUUCUCUAGCAAUUGUCACAGUCAUGUCAAGCACAAAAUGGGUGUGGAUAAGCACUUUUGGGUGUUGAAUAAUAGCACAAUUACCAGUAAUUUGGCUGUAAAUGUUUAGUAAAUAAUAUUGCAUGAUUAAUUUAAAUCCUCUCUUGCUCCUACAAAUGCAUAUGGGUCAAAGACAAGGCAUCCUAUUGUGUUAUUCACUAGUAUACAGUAGUCAAUAUAGUGAAAGAAAAGAAAGCUUAUUAAAUGUCCAAAAAAUAAA
Messenger RNA from Danio aesculapii, 1886 nucleotides. It is a transcript of the gene ormdl3, whose product is annotated as ORMDL sphingolipid biosynthesis regulator 3. The record is from RefSeq and is a predicted model, not a curated record. NCBI's taxonomy places the organism in Eukaryota, Metazoa, Chordata, Actinopteri, Cypriniformes, Danionidae. Gene Ontology annotation, biological process: negative regulation of ceramide biosynthetic process; ceramide metabolic process; intracellular sphingolipid homeostasis. The transcript is spliced from 4 exons. Gene Ontology annotation, cellular component: endoplasmic reticulum membrane. The coding region runs from base 314 to 775 and encodes 153 amino acids.